Malassezia vespertilionis is the source of this 606-nucleotide messenger RNA. RefSeq lists its product as uncharacterized. Gene Ontology annotation, molecular function: ubiquitin binding. The record is from RefSeq and is a predicted model, not a curated record. Bases 1 to 606 code for a protein of 201 amino acids. NCBI's taxonomy places the organism in Eukaryota, Fungi, Basidiomycota, Malasseziomycetes, Malasseziales, Malasseziaceae. The transcript is spliced from 3 exons.
AUGAACGAUUUGCUUGGCGCGCUGUUUGCGCUGCUUGUAUUUUGGAUGAUUCUGCGCAUGAUUGUCGGUGUGCAGGAUAACGAGCCGGUUGAAGCGCGCCGUUCUAAUCAUGGACAAUCGAUGCAGGAAAUGGUGGACACUGUCCGCAAUCUCUUCCCCCACAUCCCCGAAACAUCCAUUCGCUAUGACCUCAUGCAAUCUCGCAAUGCAGAAAUUACAUGCGACAAUAUCCUCCAAAACGGAUACCUCCCUACGCCACCACCCGAGUUCCUCGCGACGCUGCCGCAGGCUGCGCACUCAACUUCAAGCGCGGAAACUACCGAGAGCGGAAAAGACACACUAUCUCGUCCUGCGCCGAAUUUAAUUGCGCGAUUCCAGCUUGAUUCACGGCUUAACGAAGACAGUUCGAUGUCCACUGCACUUGAUAAAGGCAAAGCGCCUGCGCAUCGCAGCCUGUCGAACGAGUGGAGCACUUCAUCCAAAGCCCGUGAGUUUGCGCUACAGGAGCGCAAGGCACAACUCAUUCUGCAAGCACGACAGCGUAUGCUGCAGCGCAAGGCCAGUGGUGCUGGCAAGACGGAUGGUAAUGUGUCGACAUCUGCUUGA